AUGUUGCUAAAUAAGCUGUUAGACUACUAUUUACAAGCGCUAUUUAAACAAAACCUACAGGGGGCGGCACAAAUGCCCUUAGGCGCAACACCAGCAGCGCCUUUCCUGCCUACUAACACAAUUAACGCACACAGGCACCGAACUGUUUACUAUAAGCGCGUCAACGCAGCGCUUGCAGGGAAUAAUCCUGCAAGCGCCCUGCGACGGGUCGCGAGCUGGUGGGGGGGGCGCAGGCAGCGCGCGAGGUGGCGGCGGCGGCAGCAAGGCUGCAUAGGCGGCGGCGGUAAGGGCAGCAGCAGCGGCAGUAGCAGCAGCAGCAGCAGAAGGAGCAGCUGA
This is a messenger RNA of Ascochyta rabiei, 336 nucleotides long. RefSeq lists its product as uncharacterized. The coding region runs from base 1 to 336 and encodes 111 amino acids. The transcript has a single exon. NCBI's taxonomy places the organism in Eukaryota, Fungi, Ascomycota, Dothideomycetes, Pleosporales, Didymellaceae. The record is from RefSeq and is a predicted model, not a curated record.